GAGGAUUGUCGAAGGUGAAGAAGCCAUGUCUCUAUUUAAGCCCUUCACCCACUCCAGUUGUAUUCAAUCAGCUUCUAGCUGUUACCUACUAAAGUUAAAAGGGUAUUGAAAAUUAGCAACAAACACGAACACCCAUCUCUUCAACCUAUCUCAAAAUCCCCUGCAUUUUUUCAAUCCCUAAGAAUCUGAUUUAAGAUUCAAUGGAGAAACAGGGCAGGCUUCCACUGAUUUUUGCAGCUCUCGCUUUUCUGACCCUUUCUUUGGUAAAUGCUGAUGACCCAUAUAGGUUUUACACUUGGACAGUUACAUAUGGGACUAUUUCUCCUCUGGGUGUUCCUCAACAGGUAAUCCUUAUAAACGGUCAGUUCCCGGGCCCCAAAUUGGAAGUUGUGACCAAUGACAAUAUCAUCCUUAAUCUUAUCAACAAGCUAGAUGAGCCUUUCUUGCUUACUUGGAAUGGGAUCAAGCAAAGGAAGAACUCAUGGCAAGAUGGAGUUCUUGGGACCAACUGCCCCAUUCCUCCAAACUCCAAUUAUACUUAUGCCUUCCAAACCAAAGAUCAGAUUGGAUCCUUUGCAUACUUCCCUUCCACUCAGUUUCACAAAGCUGCUGGUGGGUUUGGAGCCCUGAAUGUCUACCAGCGACCGAGAAUUCCGAUUCCGUAUCCUAUUCAAGAUGGGGAUUUUACUCUACUUAUUGGUGAUUGGUACAAGAACAGUCACAAGUCCCUGCAAGAAUCUCUAGAUGCAGGAAGAUCUCUUCCCUUACCUGAUGGUGUCCUUAUAAAUGGCCAAACUCAUAGUACCUUCAGUGGUGAUCAAGGUAAAACUUACAUGUUCAGAAUCUCAAAUGUGGGAUUGUCAACAUCUCUUAACUUCAGGAUUCAGGGACAUAAACUGAAGUUGGUAGAGGUGGAAGGAUCUCAUACUCUCCAGAAUUUAUACGACUCUCUUGAUGUACAUGUCGGUCAAUCCUUAUCGGUUCUAGUCACCCUAGACCAGGUUCCAAAGGACUACUAUAUCGUUGCGUCGACACGAUUUACAAAAAUUGUUCUCACAGCAACAGCAGUGUUACACUAUUCAAAUUCCCACUCCCCUGUUUCUGGACCUCUGCCUGCUGGUCCUACCAUUGAAGUAGACUGGUCAGUGAAGCAAGCCAGAACUUUCAGGUGGAACUUAACAGCAAAUGCAGCAAGGCCUAAUCCUCAGGGUUCGUUCCACUAUGGGAAGAUAAUCCCAACAAAGACGAUCGUUUUGGCGACAUCCGCUCCUUUAAUUAAUGGAAAGCAACGCUACGCUAUUAACAGGGUCUCAUUUGUUAAUUCCGAUACCCCUCUAAAGCUUGCUGAUCACUUCAACAUCCCUGGUGUUUUCUCUGUGGAUUCCCUCCAGAGCCUUCCCUCUGAUGGCCCUGCCUUCGUUGCUACUUCUGUACUGCCAACAUCUCUCCACGAUUUCGUCGAAAUUGUCUUCCAGAACAACGAGAAUACCAUGCAGUCCUUUCACCUCGACGGUUACGAUUUCUGGGUGGUUGGGUACGGCUAUGGACAGUGGACUCAAGCCAGCAGAAACUCCUACAACUUAGUCGACGCUCUUACGAGACACACCGCUCAGGUGUAUCCUAAUUCAUGGACAACCAUAUUGGUGUCUUUGGACAACCAAGGAAUGUGGAAUUUGAGGUCUGCAAUGUGGGAAAGACAGUAUCUUGGCCAACAAUUCUAUCUCAGAGUCUGGACUCAAACUCAGAGCCUUGCCAAUGAAUAUGGCAUCCCUUCAAACGCCUUGUUAUGCGGUAAGGCCGUGGGGCGACGUUGGUAAAUCUCGCAUCUCACUGUCUCUUAUUUCUUAGUCAUGAGAGUUUGACUACAUAACAUGGGAGGAAGGAGGGAGAGAAUGUAGGGGCAAAGAAAUAGAAUGGAUUUACCUUAUUCUUUUGAUGGGUUGGGAAAUUUCACUUGUAUUGUUGUUAUUUUAAAGUGGCACAAUCAAGUCAAUGCUGUAUCAAAUUUCAAUUUAUAGCUUACAAGAAUAUGAAGCUAUUUGUUCCAAGAUCACCCUUUUCUUUUCCUUCUCUAGGAAAUGCUUAAGAGGAUCAAGUUUGGGUGUAGAUAAUGUUCCUUUUAUA
This is a messenger RNA of Momordica charantia (bitter melon), 2124 nucleotides long. RefSeq names its product SKU5 similar 17 (gene SKS17). The record is from RefSeq and is a predicted model, not a curated record. Gene Ontology annotation, molecular function: copper ion binding; oxidoreductase activity. NCBI's taxonomy places the organism in Eukaryota, Viridiplantae, Streptophyta, Magnoliopsida, Cucurbitales, Cucurbitaceae.